AUGGAUGAUGAUGAUGCCGAUUAUAUGCAAGGAAGUGAUGACGAUGAUUUCAACUACUCCGGAGACGAGGGAGAUCAAGAUGACGAGGAUAAUGUUGAUGUUGAAAAUAUGUACUAUAAGGCCAAAUCCAAGAAGGAAGACAAUCCAGAAGAGGCUCUGAAGGAGUUUAGGACUAUUGUAGAUCAAGAGGAUGAAAAGGGCGACUGGGGUUUCAAAGCUCUCAAACAGAUGACAAAGUUGCUUUUCCUGCAAAUGAAGAGACCGACUGAAGCUUUGAAGACCUACACAGAACUCCUCACUUAUACCAAGUCGGCUGUGACACGUAAUUAUUCCGAAAGGUCGAUCAAUGGCAUUCUCGACUACGUUGGUGGUGGAAAGGGUGGCGUUGUUGAGGUUGACAUUCUGGAGAAGUUCUAUCAAGCCACGCGCAAGGCGCUGGAGGAGGCUAAGAACGAGCGUCUUUCAGUCAAGACAAAUUUGAAGCUUGCCAAAUUGUGGCUAGACCGGAAAGAAUUUGCUCGUCUAUCGAAGCUUAUACGAGAUCUUCACAACGCGACCGCAGCAUUGGGGGAUGCAGACGAUCAAUCGCAACGCGGAACACAAUUGCUGGAGAUCUAUGCCUUAGAGAUUCAGAUGUAUAACGAAACUCGAAACUUCAAGAAGCUAAAGGAAAUCUACAACGCCAGUAAUGCCGUUCGGUCAGCUAUACCGCAUCCCAGAAUCAUGGGUGUCAUCAAAGAAUGCGGUGGGAAGAUGUGGAUGGGUGAGCGACAAUGGAAUCGGGCCAGUGAAGAUUUCUUCGAGUCUUUCCGCAAUUAUGAUGAAGCUGGUUCACCCCAACGCAUUCAAGUCCUGAAAUAUUUGGUGCUGGCGAAUAUGUUGACCGGUAGUGAGGUCAACCCUUUCGACAGCCAGGAAACAAAGCCAUAUAAAACGGACCCGCAAAUCAAGGCUAUGACGGAUCUGGUGGAUGCCUACCAGCGCCGAGAGGUGCACCUUGCGGAAAAGAUUCUGAAAGAUAACCGUUCGACAAUUAUGGACGAUAACUUCAUUAGGUCGUACAUUGGGGAGCUGCUUCGGAGCUUGCGUACACAAUACCUGAUCGACCUUAUCAAGCCUUACACUCGUCUUGAACUGUCUUUCCUUGCCAAGCAACUCAAUGUCGCGACAGAGGAAGUCGAAGAGCUCCUCAUUGGCCUGAUCCUAGAGGGCAAGGUCGAAGGGCGUAUCGACCAAGUCGGGAUGAGACUUGAACUUGACCGCAAGCAAAGUCUCGAGAAGAAACGAUACGCGGCGUUGAAUAAAUGGACUGAUGCACUGGAAUCUGUUCAUGGCGCAGUUGUUAGCAAGACGGCCAAUACAAGUCGCGGACAAGACCCUGGAAUGCUUGGAGGAGAGGUCUUCGCCCUACGAGAUGACAGAUGGUCUUGA
Molecule: messenger RNA, 1431 nt
Organism: Cyclocybe aegerita
Lineage: Eukaryota; Fungi; Basidiomycota; Agaricomycetes; Agaricales; Hemipholiotaceae
Source: the annotation of a GenBank genome assembly